UGGCUUUCCCCCACGCCCUCCCCGGCCCUCGCCCGGCUCCGGCGCCCCGCCCUCUGGGCUCCCAGCCUCAGUUUCCUUCCCUUCCCGGCUCCUUCCUCCGCCGGCGGCCCUUCCUCGAGGGCGGAUGUGCGCCGGGCGGGCGAAGGCGGCGGCGGCGGCGGCGGGUCAAGAAGAUCCCAACUCUGCCCCGGAGGCCUCGGGCCACAGCCAUGCGACGCCCGGGGCGAGGCCUGGGCUGGCCGCCGGGGCCACAGGAGCUCUGGAGCCCCAGGACAAUGGACACUAUCAAUAGGAACCAAGUGGGCCCUGGAUGCAAGACCCCAGCUAUGGUGCAGAAAGGACCCUUGGACCUGAUCGAAACAGGCAAAGGGCUGAAAGUGCAAACGGACAAACCCCAUCUGGUGAGCCUGGGCAGUGGGCGGCUCAGCACGGCCAUCACUCUUCUGCCGCUGGAGGAAGGGAGGACAGUGAUUGGCUCUGCAGCCAGGGACAUCUCGCUGCAGGGUCCAGGCCUGGCUCCAGAGCACUGCUACAUCGAGAACCUGCGGGGCACCCUCACCCUCUACCCCUGCGGCAAUGCCUGCACUAUUGAUGGGCUCCUGGUCCGGCAGCCCACCCGACUCACUCAGGGCUGCAUGUUGUGCCUGGGUCAGUCCACCUUCCUCCGCUUUAACCACCCGGCUGAAGCCAAGUGGAUGAAGAGCAUGAUUCCGGCAGGGGGCCGGGCCCCUGGACCCCCCUACAGUCCUGGCCUGGCAGAAUCAGAAAGCUUGGUGAACGGGAACCACACCCCACAGCCCGCAACCCAGGGACCCUCAGCCUGUGGCAGCCACAGUUCCCUGGUGACCUCUAUUGAGAAGGACCUGCAGGAGAUCAUGGACUCACUGGUGCUCGAGGAGCCUGGAGCUGCUGGCAAGAAGCCUGCCGCCACUUCCCCACUGUCACCGAUGGCCAAUGGUGGCCGCUACCUGCUGUCCCCCCCGACCAGCCCCGGCGCCAUGUCCGUGGGCUCCAGCUAUGAGAACACCUCUCCAGCCUUCUCUCCGCUCUCCUCACCAGCCAGCAGUGGAAGCUGUGCUAGCCACUCCCCCAGUGGGCAGGAGCCAGCACCUUCCAUGCCCCCCCUGGUGCCUGCCCGGUCCUCUAGCUACCAUUUGGCCCUGCAGCCCUCACAGUCCCGACCCAGUGGUGCUCGCCCCUCUGAGAGCCCCCGGCUGGGCAGGAAGGGGGGUCACGAGAGGCCGCCCAGCCCUGGCCUCCGAGGUCUGCGGACAGACAGCCCUGCAGCCACUGUCUUGGCAGUGGCCUGCAGAGCCACUGAGAGCCCCCGGCCGGGGGGACAGUUGCCCCUGGUGGCGAUUGGCCUGAGUGAAUACCCGGCUUCCGGUGCCCGUGGCCAACCCACCAGCAUUCCUGGCAGCCCCAAGUUCCAGCCACCGGUCCCUGCUCCUCGAAGCAAGAUUGGCACGCUCCAGGACCGCCCUCCCAGCCCUUUCCGGGAGCUGCCAGGCGCUGAGCGGGUGUUGACAGCCAGCCCCUCGCGCCAGCUGGUGGGCCGGACAUUUUCAGAUGGGUCCGCUACCCGCACCCUGCAGCCUCCCGAGAGUCCCCGCCUAGGCCGGCGGGGCCUGGACAGUAUGAGAGAACUGCCUCCCUUGAGCCCAUCUCUGUCCCGAAGGGCUCUCUCGCCCAUGCCCGCCCGGACCACCCCAGAUCCCAAACUAACCAGGGAAGUGGCAGAGAGUCCCCGACCCCGGCGCUGGGCAGCCCAUGGGGCUUCACCAGAGGACUUCUCCGUGACGCUGGGGGCGCGGGGCCGUAGGACACGGAGCCCCUCACCCACACUCGGGGAGUCCCUGGCACCCCGCAAGGGCAGCUUCAGUGGCAGGCUGAGCCCGGCUUAUAGUCUGGGCUCUUUGACUGGGGCUUCACCCCGCCAGAGCCCCCGUGCCCAGAGGAAGCUCUCCAGCGGGGACUUGCGAGUGCCUGUCACUCGGGAGCGGAAAAAUAGCAUCACAGAGAUCAGUGACAAUGAGGAUGACCUCCUGGAGUACCACCGGCGGCAGCGCCAAGAGCGGCUUCGGGAGCAGGAGAUGGAGAGGCUGGAACGCCAGCGCCUGGAGACCAUCCUGAACUUAUGCGCCGAGUACAGCCGGGCCGACGGGGGACCUGAGGCCGGGGAUCUGCCCAGCAUCGGGGAGGCCGCCGCAGCCUUGGCUCUGGCCGGCCGGAGGCCCUCACGAGGCCUUGCGGGGGGCACUGGGGCCUCUGGGCGGAGCAACGAGGAGCCUGGAGGUGCCACCCAACGCCUGUGGGAGACUGUGGAGCGCUCGGACGAGGAGAAUCUCAAGGAGGAGUGCAGUAGCACUGAGAGCACCCAGCAGGAGCACGAAGAUGCACCUAGCGCCAAGCUCCAGGGAGAGGUGCUGGCCCUGGAAGAGGAGCGGGCUCAGGUGCUGGGGCGAGUGGAGCAGCUCAAAGUGCGGGUGAAGGAGCUGGAGCAGCAGCUGCAGGAGUCGGCGCGGGAGGCUGAGAUGGAGCGGGCACUGCUGCAGGGGGAGAGGGAAGCAGAGCGCGCGCUGCUGCUGAAGGAGCAGAAGACGCUGGACCAGCUGCAGGAGAAGCUGCUGACCUUGGAGACGGGCCUCCAGAAGGAGAGGGACAAGAUUUCGUGCCAGCCUGCUGGGGCCGCUUCAUCCCACAGGGGCCGUGUCAGCCACGCCCAAGAUGUCCAACAACGUGCCAAAAGCUCCGAAGUGGAGAGGGGCCACCUAUUUCUGGACUUGACAGAGAGGGCGGAGCUGGCCGCGGGACGGAGGCACCUGGAGGCCCGCCAGGCGCUCUACGCCGAGCUCCAGACGCAGCUCGAUAACUGCCCCGAGUCAGUGCGGGAACAGUUACAGGAGCAGCUGAGAAGGGAGGCAGAAGCCCUGGAGACUGAGACAAAGCUCUUUGAAGACUUGGAGUUCCAGCAGCUGGAGCGGGAGAGCCGCGUGGAGGAGGAGCGCGAGCUGGCUGGCCAAGGGCUGCUCCGGAGCAAGGCCGAGCUGCUCCGUAGCAUCGCCAAGAGGAAGGAGCACCUGGCGGUCCUGGACAGUCAGGCUGGGCAGAUCCGGUCCCAGGCUGUGCAAGAGUCAGAACGCCUAGCCCGGGAUAAGAAUGCCUCCCUGCAGCUGCUGCAGAAGGAGAAGGAGAAACUGGCUAUGUUGGAAAGAAGAUACCACUCGCUCACAGGGAGCAGGGCUUUCCCGAAGACCACGUCGACCCUCAAAGAGGUUUACCGCUCCAAGAUGGAUGGUGAGGCCACUAGCCCAUUGCCCCGGACCCGCAGUGGCCCCCUCCCCUCUUCCUCUGGCUCUUCCUCCUCCUCCUCCCAGCUCAGCGUGGCUACCUUGGGCCGUAGCCCCUCCCCAAAGAGCACUCUACUCGCCCAGAAUGGCACAAGCAGCCUUCCUCGCAACCUGGCAGCCACGCUGCAGGACAUUGAGACCAAGCGCCAGCUGGCCCUCCAGCAGAAGGUCGAGUCGCUUCCUGCCGAGCCCCUCCCAACUGACGACCCAGCAGGGCAGCAGGUGAUCGAGGAGCAGCGGCGGCGGUUGGCUGAGCUGAAGCAGAAGGCGGCGGCCGAGGCGCAGUGCCAGUGGGACGCCCUGCACGGGGCCGCCCCCUUCCCGGCCGGGCCCUCGGGCUUCCCGCCGCUCCUGCAUCACUCCAUCCUGCACCACCUGCCGGCGGCCAGGGAGCGAGGGGAGGAGGGCGAGCACGCCUACGACACGCUGAGCCUGGAGAGCUCAGACAGCAUGGAGACCAGCAUCUCCACGGGGGGCAACUCGGCCUGCUCCCCCGACACCAUGUCCAGUGCCAGCGGCCUGGAUGUGGGGAAGACGGAAGAAAUGGAGAAGAUGCUGAAAGAAGCUCAUGCGGAGAAGAGCCGGCUCAUGGAGUCGAGGGAGCGGGAGAUGGAGCUGAGGCGGCAGGCCCUGGAGGAGGAGCGGAGGCGGCGGGAGCAGGUGGAACGGAGGCUGCAGGGCGAGAGCGCCCGGAGGCAUCAGCUCGUGGAAAAGGAGGUCAAGAUGCGGGAGAAGCAGUUCUCGCAGGCACGACCCCUGACCCGCUACCUGCCGAUCCGGAAGGAGGACUUUGACCUGAAGACCCACAUUGAGUCCUCAGGCCACGGUGUGGACACCUGCCUGCAUGUGGUGCUCAGCAGCAAGGUCUGCCGUGGCUACUUGGUCAAGAUGGGUGGCAAGAUUAAAUCAUGGAAGAAGCGCUGGUUUGUCUUCGAUCGACUCAAGCGCACCCUUUCCUAUUAUGUGGACAAGCAUGAGACGAAGCUGAAAGGGGUCAUCUAUUUCCAGGCCAUCGAGGAAGUGUACUAUGACCACCUGCGCAGUGCAGCCAAGAGCCCGAACCCGGCCCUCACCUUCUGUGUGAAGACCCACGACCGGCUGUACUACAUGGUGGCCCCGUCCGCAGAGGCCAUGCGCAUCUGGAUGGAUGUCAUCGUCACCGGGGCGGAGGGCUACACCCAGUUCAUGAACUGACCGAAUGGGCCUCGUGGACCCUCAGGCCGGCCCAGGACCCAUGCCCAACUGCCUGCUGCUCCACUCGCCCUGGAGACGGUCACGCCCUGGGCCUCAGGCCUCACACAAGUGCUCCCAGAGGCCCUGGAGGCCGGAACGUGACUGGGGUUUUGUACAAGAAGUGACUUUGUAAUGUUCUAUAAGGAGCUCAUCCUGUGAGUUUCUGAGCUCCGGCCCCCUAAAGAACCGGCCAGGAGAUAAAAGUUGGGGAGGGGGCUUUGCUGCCUCCUGGGAGCCCAGAACUUGCAAUAACCCUUCAGGGUCCUGCCCCAGGCCCAGCCAGGCUGAGCAGCUGUCACAGAGGGGCCCCUCUGCUCUGACCUGGCACCUGCGCUCCCCAGCCUGUGUUCUCUUUUGUAAAGGACAAAUUAUGGUACCAGAAACUGCCAAAGAUCCCCUCUUGCCUCAGCUCCCUUUGCAGGGGCCUUGGGGGCUGAGCAGAGCCACAUUCAGAGUGGGGUAACAGCUCAGGCGGUGUACUUCUCAAACCCCGCUCUACCCCAUUGUUGUCCUGCGUUUAUAUUUUUUAUUACUUUGCUGAAGGGCCAGAGACCGAAAGUGUCAUCCUUGAGGUCCCAGCCCUAUCACCUUUUUGCAGACCCAUCACCAUGGUCACCACAGUGACGGCUUCAUCGCCAUGGUUACAUACUAAUUGCCAUGGCUCCAUGGCUCAGCCCACUGCUUCAGCAGUGGACCCAUCUGAGGGUAUGUGCCAUCAUCUCUCCAGCCCAGGCCCUUGGGCAUCUCCUGCUGGGGGGAAGGGACUGAACACCUUCUCCCUGCCCCCUGCCUGCGUCUCCAGGCCCUGAUACACAGCCUGCUGGCUCCCCUGUCCAGCCCUCCCCCUUCCACUCGUGCCUUGCCUAGAGCCAGAAGGGGUGAAGCUGGGAACUAGAGACCAGAGGAGGAGCCACUGGAUGGGAGAAGAAGCUAGACGGGCUGUCCUUGGGGUUCUGUUAUAGGGCUGAGUUUCUGACAGACAGAGGGCUGUUCAGAUUCUCCCUGAUGGAAGUCCUGAGCAGGAGAGGAAGCAGCAGAGGGGGGCCCCUGACGUCUGGUUGCCCUCCCUGCAGCCUCAGAAGGGGGAUGAAAUGGAGAGCAGAAGACCCGGCCUCCAGCUGUCUGUGCUCAGCCCUUUCCGCCUUAACACUAAGCCCACCUCCCUGUCCCCCUUCCCAGCCCUGGGCCAUGGUUGCUGGGUCCAGGCUGGAUGUUUUUCAGUAUUUGUAAGCAUCUCAGCAGAACAAUAAAGCAUUUGGACUAUG
Messenger RNA from Eubalaena glacialis (North Atlantic right whale), 5848 nucleotides. It is a transcript of the gene PHLDB1, whose product is annotated as pleckstrin homology like domain family B member 1. The record is from RefSeq and is a predicted model, not a curated record. The coding region runs from base 210 to 4544 and encodes 1444 amino acids. The transcript is spliced from 24 exons. Gene Ontology annotation, molecular function: protein binding. Gene Ontology annotation, cellular component: basal cortex. NCBI's taxonomy places the organism in Eukaryota, Metazoa, Chordata, Mammalia, Artiodactyla, Balaenidae. Gene Ontology annotation, biological process: regulation of microtubule cytoskeleton organization.